UUCGCUACGGACCCAUAGGCCAUCGGACACGGAGUUCCGAUGAUUUCAAAUCUCCCGCAAAAAUUGAAAACUCGCACUUUACGGGCACCUAACGCCAUCUAGCCUAAGCUUGGCCAACUAACUUUCCACUCUCAUCUUUCUUUGUUUACAUUUCGCCCGCGGAGCCGCUCCCACGAGCGCACUUUGAACGGAAUGCGGUUUCGUUUUACGUGAGAAUGGCCGCCCGUCCCCGCCGCGCGCUGCGACAGCCGAUUGCUGUUGCAAGCACUUCGGCCGCUUCUAGCGAUGAUUUUUUCGAUCUUAGUAGUGAAGACGACUCGAGUGACGAUGUGGAAGCUUCAGAUUCGAGUUCGGACGAUGACACUCCAGAUCAGACGCCUCAGACUUCGACAAGUACUACCAGGGUCUCAACAACCUACGGCAAGGAUGUUUUGCCAAAUGCAGCACGCCGUAUGAGAUUUUCACCCACAAGACAGCCUGGUGCUCAUGUUGCAGCAGCGCUACGGAGUGACGUGCGUCGCUUCUCAAGGGCGCUUGAUUUUUUCCUUUUGUUUUUUACGACAGAAGUGAUCCAGAAGUUAUGUGACAACACAAACAAGUAUGCCUGGAUGCAUAUUUUGGACAGACAAACGUACGCUCGCCGGGACGGCUCCUGGGAAGAGGUAAUGCCACUUGAGAUGCUGAGGUUCAUCGGACUUAUCCUCUACAUGGGUGUUGUUGAUGUACCACGGCUCCACAUGUACUGGCGGACGACGGGAAUAUUUUCAGGCCUUCUCCCACCAAAUAUUAUGAAACGGGACCGAUUCUUUGCGUUGUUAUCUUUCCUAAGUGUAGGGGACCCGGAAGAUCUUGCGGCUGCAGCAUCUGAUGGGAAGACUUGGAGGGUGUCAUGGCUCCUGAGACACAUAAAUCUGCAGUCACGAAGUUUGUUUCAACCACGGCGCAACCUUGCGGUGGAUGAACGCAUGGUAAAAUCAAAAGCCAGGUCAGGAAUCAGGCAGUACAUUCGGGACAAAGUGACGAAAUUUGGAUAUAAGCUGUGGGUGCUGGCGGAUUCGAAUACCGGCUAUACAAUUAAUUUUUUUGUGUACACUGGAAAACGAGAGGUACCAGGACCCCACGGAUUAGCGUUUGACGUAGUGACUCGGCUCUGCACAGAGUAUCUCCAUCAGGGAUAUAAAAUUUUUAUGGAUAACUUUUAUACAUCGGCAAAACUUUUCGAACACCUCCUUGAGCACAAGACGCUUGCCUGCGGGACCACUCGCAAAGAUCGUCGGGGCUUCCCAAAAGAAUUGAAGGAUGCUACGUGGGAACGAAGGGCGCAGCGUGGGGACGUUCGCUGGAUUCGGGAAGGCAACAUCCUUUUCAUGCAAUGGAAGGAUCGACGUUCUGUGUGUCUGAUGAGCACGAUGCACACAGCAAAUAAGCAUGUUGUUGCAAAAAGGAGAGAGAAAAGGGGGGGCCAGUGGGUUGUGAAUACCAUAAAUAAGCCCCUCCUUGUUCAUGACUACAACACCGGAAUGCUCGGCGUGGAUAAAUCAGAUCAGAUAAUUGCCACGUACAACGUACUCAGAAAGUGCGUACGUUGGUGGAAAACCCUGUUUUUUCAUGCUGUGGACAUUGCAUGCGUAAACAGUUUUAUUUUGUUUCAGGAACACCAGAAAGAUAAUCCAAAUGUUGAAGAACUUUUCAGAAACAGGAACUUUGACCAAUUGGCGUUCAGGGAAGAACUGAUUCAACAGAUAUUUCAAUACGAUGAAGUUUCUCAAGGACACGCCCCUUUCUCACCCCCCUUCUCCCCUCUAGAUCCUGUUCGGCACCAGCCGAAAAGAAUGGAAAAGAGAAGGAACUGCAAGCUCUGCUACGAAAAAACAAAAACGCAAAACAGAACGAACGUAUUCUGCUCGACCUGCAAAAUUUACCUUUGCUUCCUGCCUUCCCGAGACUGUUUUGCCGAGUGGCACAGUCGUCGGAGCCAGUAGGUUGAUGGGCCGAAAGAAAUUGUUGACAUGCUGCACUGGAUUUGUGUUUAUACUAGAAUGAUAGCUAAGAGAACUAGUAACAAUUUGUAUAUUUCAGAUUUCUCAAAAUAAUUUUUUCACUCUCUACAUUCACCAUUUUAUGAAGUGCUUGUAUAACUUUUUGUACGUUUUUUGUUAUUUGACAAUUAAAUUUUCCAAUUCUGUAAGUCUCAUACCAAAGUGUUUUAUAUGUAUAAAAGGCCGAAUCAAUAAGCUACCAUUUCAUAUAUUGCAAUGCUAUAUGUGCCUUUUUU
Messenger RNA from Rhipicephalus sanguineus (brown dog tick), 2275 nucleotides. Its product is annotated as piggyBac transposable element-derived protein 4-like. Bases 216 to 1982 code for a protein of 588 amino acids. The record is from RefSeq and is a predicted model, not a curated record. Lineage: Eukaryota; Metazoa; Arthropoda; Arachnida; Ixodida; Ixodidae. The transcript has 2 exons.